Messenger RNA from Malania oleifera, 671 nucleotides. RefSeq lists its product as uncharacterized. Lineage: Eukaryota; Viridiplantae; Streptophyta; Magnoliopsida; Santalales; Ximeniaceae. The record is from RefSeq and is a predicted model, not a curated record. The transcript has 2 exons. The coding region runs from base 1 to 639 and encodes 212 amino acids.
AUGGAUACGGGAUGGGUAAGGAUCAGAAUUGUUGCUUCUUCAUGGGUUCAUCUCUUAUUUCUGCUCACUACCUUCGCCCAAAGUGGUAUUGCUGCAAUUCACAGUACUCAAAACAUUGAUAAUGUCACCUGCAGUACUACUUCCUCCUCAACCUCAACUCCUCAGGUAAUCCCACAAGGACAUGAGGAUUAUCAUGUGAAAGGCAUUAGAACAAACACUUCUCACAACGUUAGUAGCAGCAAUAGUACUACUGCUGAAGUUGUAAGCAACAGCAAGAGUAGCAAUGGCGGCAGUGGUGGCAGUGGCAGUUUUGAGUGGGGAUGGGGCGGCGGUGGAGGAGGCGGAGGUGGAGGUGGCGGUGGUGGGGGUGGAGGAGGAGGAGGUGGCGGUGGAGGUGGGGGAGGCGGAUGGGGAUGGGGCGGUGGUGGGGGAGGUGGGUGGUGGAAAUGGGGGCGUAGGAGCGGUAGGAGAGGGGGUGGGAGAAGGGUGUUCCACAGAGGAGAGUACAGGGUAGGAGAAUAUGGGGAGUGCAUGGAGAGAGGGCGGUGCAAAGGGAUGAGGCUGGACUGCCCUCUCCACUGCGGCGGACCUUGCUUCUAUGACUGCCAAUAUAUGUGCAAGGCUCACUGUCAACGCUAGCUACCUCCGUACCUUGCCUGCUUCAUUCCCCU